This is a messenger RNA of Lindgomyces ingoldianus, 510 nucleotides long. RefSeq lists its product as uncharacterized. Bases 1 to 510 code for a protein of 169 amino acids. The record is from RefSeq and is a predicted model, not a curated record. Lineage: Eukaryota; Fungi; Ascomycota; Dothideomycetes; Pleosporales; Lindgomycetaceae. The transcript has 4 exons.
AUGAUAGCUAAUACAAAUGUUUUCACCAUAUACCCCUGUAUCUACUUGAGUAACCAAGACAUCGCCACACCACAUACAAGUGACACAAGGGUUCUCGACCAAGCCCGCUAUAGUACUGAGCCGAGCACUGGGCAGAGAACGCUGAUGGUACUAACGAGCUUCUCCAGCUCAAAUCAACCCAGCUUCAUUACAUAUCUUGCCGUUGAAGAGGCAUGGCAGGGUGGGGCGCAGCAAUUUGAUGGAGAGACCGUCUUAUCCCAACUGCACGUCGUGAUAUCAGGAUUCUACGUGCCACCACGCGCAUGCGCACGCACCGCACAAUUAUACAAAGCGGAGCAAACGGUGAUUCAUAUAUGUUCAUUUGACAUUAACAGAGACGGCCGUCGUCGCCAUUCCAUUCCGUUUCAGCACCUGACAGCUCAGCCAGCCAUGCAUAUGUAUGGUAUGUUUCACAGAACUAAGAAAAUGCUUGCAAAUGUGUGGUGCGCCGUGGAACAUCAAUGUCCAUGA